UUCCGGUUGUUUUGGGGCGGAGUAAAGAAUGGCGGAGAACGGAGGGGAGCAGCAACAGCAACAUCAGCAGCAGCAGGCUAUGGAGAUUGACAGACGUGCGGAAUCUGAAGAGUCUGGUGAUGAAGAAGGGCGAAAGAAAGGGACAAUUGAUGAGUUAUCCCAGAACAUAAGAUUGAGGGGAACUGGAGGGAGCGCAUCAGGAGAGCCAGAUACUCCAGUUGAUAUUGACACCAUCAUUCUGGAUCCUGAAGCAGAGGAUGUUGAUCUCAACCACUGCCGGAUUGGAAAAAUAGAAGGAUUUAAUGUACUGAAGAAAGUGAAGGUACUGUGUCUUCGCCAGAAUCUUAUUAAGACAAUUGAGAACCUUGAACAUCUGAUAACGCUCCGAGAGUUGGACCUGUAUGACAAUCAGAUCCAUCAACUAGAAAAUCUCCAGACCUUAAAGGACCUUGAGAUUUUGGAUCUGUCCUUUAAUAUUGUGCGGAAAAUUGAGGCUCUUGAGUCUCUGACCAAGUUAAAGAAGCUCUUCCUUGUGAACAACAAAAUCUCAAAAAUAGAAAAUAUUGGUCACUUGGAUCAGCUGGAGAUGCUGGAGCUCGGUUCAAACCGUAUCCGGGUUAUAGAAAAUAUUGAAAAUUUGAAGAAACUCAGCAGCUUGUUUUUGGGUAAAAAUAAAAUCACAAAACUACAGAACCUGGACGGGCUGACGAAUCUCACAGUCCUCAGUAUACAGAGUAAUCGGCUGACGAAGAUAGAAGGUAUGCAAAGUCUGGUCAACCUGCAGGAGCUUUAUUUGAGUCACAACGGCAUAGAGGUGAUUGAAGGCUUGGAGAACAACAAAAAGUUAACAACUUUGGAUAUCGCAACCAAUAGGAUCAAGAAGAUCGAAAAUAUCAGUCACCUGACAGAACUUCAGGAAUUUUGGAUGAACGAUAAUUUAAUUGAGCACUGGAGUGACCUUGAUGAAUUGAAGAAUGCCAAAGGUUUACAGACAGUGUACCUUGAGGGUAAUCCACUGCAAAAGGACCCACAUUAUCGGCGGAAAGUAAUCUUGUCUCUCCCCUCUGUACGACAGAUCGACGCAACCUUUAUCCGAUUCUGAAAGGGAAGCAGCUUCUUAUCACUGACUCAUUUGGAGGAAGCUCCAUGUGUUUUACUUGACUGAGGCUCUUAAAGUAUUUGAUAAAAGUACUAAAUUAUAGCUAAAUAACUCGAUGCAUGAUUUUGUUAUUGAUUCCUGUCUGACAUCUUGUGUGCAGCAGCCUUGCACAAUUUCUAAGGUGACUCAUCCUUGGUUUGUGAGGGGCAUAUGAGUCUGUUUUGUUUUGUAUGGAAUGAAUAUUAAAGGCACUGAACUGCA
Hemiscyllium ocellatum (epaulette shark) is the source of this 1360-nucleotide messenger RNA. It is a transcript of the gene ppp1r7, whose product is annotated as protein phosphatase 1, regulatory (inhibitor) subunit 7. NCBI's taxonomy places the organism in Eukaryota, Metazoa, Chordata, Chondrichthyes, Orectolobiformes, Hemiscylliidae. The record is from RefSeq and is a predicted model, not a curated record. Gene Ontology annotation, molecular function: protein binding. The transcript has 10 exons. The coding region runs from base 29 to 1102 and encodes 357 amino acids.